Messenger RNA from Cheilinus undulatus (humphead wrasse), 2318 nucleotides. RefSeq names its product TBC1 domain family, member 22B (gene tbc1d22b). Gene Ontology annotation, molecular function: GTPase activator activity. The record is from RefSeq and is a predicted model, not a curated record. NCBI's taxonomy places the organism in Eukaryota, Metazoa, Chordata, Actinopteri, Labriformes, Labridae. The coding region runs from base 196 to 1743 and encodes 515 amino acids. Gene Ontology annotation, biological process: activation of GTPase activity. The transcript is spliced from 14 exons.
GGCGUACAGUACUCUCAUCAGAUACCGUCGCAUUUGAAAGCGGAAUAAAACGCUCUCCCGGCGGUUUGAACUCGUCAGGAGGAGCCGAGCGGGGCUGGGACUCCGCCAGUGACACGCGGAAACGGUUUCCCCAUGGUCUGCUGGAGCCGGGCGCCCGUGUUGGUGUCGGUGUGACGGGGGCUGAGGUAUCCGACUAUGGCCACCGAGAACAGGAUCAAUUUUUGGAGGAGAAACACUAAGGUUCCCGGAAGUGUUCAGCCAGUUUAUGGAGCACAGCAUCCGCCUCUCGACCCGCGGUUACGCCGCACGUAUCCCAAAGAAACAAAGACCAAGUUCAACAAUCUCAAAACUAAGAAGGCGUCCAGCUUCCACGAGUUUGCCCGCAGCACCAACGAUGCCUGGGACAUCGACGACGAGGAGGAUGAGGAUUUCCUGGCGCCGGCGUCCUCUCUGCCCUCAGGCCUGCCCUCGGCGUCGUCACAUACCCAGCAGAGCGAGGCAGAUCACCCAGAGUCCAGGGUCUCACACCGCCAGGCCCCUCCCAGGAAGGACGCUCAGACCCUGCAGGAGGAAGAGGAGGAGGACGAGGAGGAGUUCGAGCACUUUAAUGGGAAGGUGGUCAAGUCUAGCAGCGACGCCCACCUCAGCACAUCCACAGUUCGCUCCACGCUGCAUAAGCAGCAGUCACUCCCGGUCCGUCCCAUCAUUCCUCUGGUUGCUAGGAUCUCUGACCAGAACGCGUCUGGAGCUCCGCCCAUGACGGUGCGAGAGAAGAGCCGGCUGGACAAAUUCAAGCAUCUGCUGUCGAGUCUGAACACGGACCUGGACGAGCUCAGGAAGCACAGCUGGUCAGGGAUACCCCGGGAGGUCCGACCAAUCACAUGGAGGCUCCUGUCUGGUUACCUGCCCGCCAACAAAGAGCGUCGAGAGCAGGUGCUGCAGAGGAAGAGAGAGGAAUACUUCGGCUUUAUAGAGCAGUAUUAUCACUCCAGAACAGACGAGCACUAUAAAGACACCUACAGACAGAUCCACAUCGAUAUCCCGAGAACCAAUCCUCUGAUCCCGCUCUUCCAGCAGCCCGCUGUUCAGGAGGUGUUUGAGAGGAUCCUGUUUAUCUGGGCCAUCCGUCAUCCUGCCAGCGGAUACGUUCAGGGCAUCAACGACCUGGUCACUCCUUUCUUUGUGGUCUUCCUGUCUGAGUUUGUCACCGAGGAUGUGGAGAACUUUGAGAUGGCCGCUCUACCUCUGGCUACGCAGAGAAACAUCGAGGCCGACAGCUUCUGGUGCAUGAGCAAACUGCUGGACGGAAUACAGGAUAACUACACGUUCGCUCAGCCAGGCAUCCAGAACAAAGUGAAGGCUUUAGAGGAGCUGGUCAGCAGGAUCGACGAGGACAUUCACAAUCAUUUCAAGAGGUACGAGGUGGAGUAUCUGCAGUUUGCUUUUCGCUGGAUGAACAACCUGCUGAUGAGGGAGCUUCCUCUCAGGUGUACCAUCCGCCUGUGGGACACCUACCAGGCUGAAGCUGAAGGUUUCUCUCACUUCCAUCUCUACGUGUGUGCAGCUUUCCUCAUUGAGUGGCGAAAAGAAAUCCUGUCCAUGGUCGACUUUCAGGGUCUCCUGAUGCUUCUGCAGAACCUUCCCACAAUCCACUGGGGUAACGAGGAGGUGGGGCUGCUGCUGGCUGAGGCGUACAGACUGAAGUACAUGUUUGCAGACGCUCCAAGCCACUACAAGAGAUAAAAACGAGCACAAAUACACUUUAACAUUUCAGAGCUGGGACCUGAUGAACUCUCUGCAGCUUCAGGACCAUCUCUUGUCUGGUCUCUGUGGAACAAACUAAAGGAGUCAGUGAACGCCUCACUGGUGAUGUGUUCAGGGUGCACAUGGAGCUCGGAGACGGACUGUCACAGUAUGAAAAACCACAGCUGGAUUCUUUUCCUGUUUUGGCUCAUAGACAUUCAUGAUUGUACGCACAGAAGAACACGGACACAUGAAGGGAUGCUGAAUGUCUGUGAAAUCAUCCUUUAAUUCUGAGCUUUUAUUUUUACACAGAUGUUUUAUGAGGGAACGUUGAGCUUUUAUUUCACUCAUCUAGUCUGACACUGGAAAGGUAGACACACAGAUUCUUAGUUUAGGGUCAUCAGUCUGCUCCGUACAAUCAGCAUAGUCCAGUCCUUCAGUAGGAGGAAACUAGACCCUCCAAUCGUAUUUAUUAUGGUUCAGCCCAGGUUCUAAAAAUGCUGGGACGCUGUGUGAAAGCUGAAAAUUCAAAAUAAGGGCGCAUUAACAUAAAAAUAAAGUUUUGUUAGUGUGAA